Molecule: messenger RNA, 717 nt
Organism: Closterium sp. NIES-67
Lineage: Eukaryota; Viridiplantae; Streptophyta; Zygnematophyceae; Desmidiales; Closteriaceae
Source: the annotation of a GenBank genome assembly
CGCCAUGCUGGGCCUGCUUGCUGCCUUGGCCUAGCAGCCGUUUUGCACCCAAGCUAUGCCGACAAGCAACCCUAAAAUAGCCAUUUGCCUCCGUAGUUCCUCCCCGAUGCUUGUUUGCUCUUACACAGCUGAAAAUAGGUUGGUGAAGUUCUGUCUCCUGCGCCGAUCGUGGUCGCGGUGUGGUCCUAGUACUCCUGCUACACUCGAAUAAUUAAACACCAUGGCGGGUUACGCGGCGGCGUUGCUCGUGCUGCGCGAGCAGUUCAAGCUGCCAGCGCUCGUCGCGUUCGCCGCCCACGUCGUGUACAUGCGAACUCUGCUGGGCAUCCGUGCGGCGCGCAUCAAGCACCGCAUAUUUGCGCCCGCCAUGUCCGGCAACCCCGACUUUGACCGCGUGAUCCGCGUGCAGGCCAACUUCGUCGAGCAGUUCCCGGCAUUUAUCACGUCCAUGUUCCUCUGCGCGCUCUUCCAAAGCGGCACAGUAGCGGCGGCCCUAGGCGCGGUGUGGGUGGUGUUUCGUGCCGCGUACGGGGAGAGGUACGGCGCUCGGAAGCUGGGAUAUGAUAUUUACUGGUACACGGGCCCGCAAUACGCCGCCAUUGGCGUCAUGUACAUUCUGCCGCUGCUUAGCAUCAUCCCCACUCUGCUAUAGGAGUAUGCUCUGUCAGUUGCUCAAACGAGCGACAACCUACAGAAUUCUCAAAAAUACCCUACAGA